AUUAAAAAAUGCUUUCUCUUGUGCCUUGCUCAAUCAUUAACAGCCUGUUUUUAAAUUCUGCUUUUUCUAAUUUUUGCGGUAAAGCGCCGCUAAUUCGUUCUGUUUCUAAUUACGCUCUUCAACACCAGUACAAUAUGCAUGUUGCAUACUUUCGUCAACUACCCAAUGAAGAACAAUGUGCGAUAACUUUCCACCUAGCUAGCGAGCGGUAUAAAAUCAACCGGGUCUUUAACUUUUUUCGAGAUGUAACCGAGAAUAUAGAUGCCAGUACCGAACGGAUUAAGGCGAACAUCGAAAAAGAAACAAAAAAAAGAAUGAACAAGAAAAAGAAGGCUAAAUCUGGAACACCGUCGGAGCAGCUUGGAACGACGGAAUUAGCACUAGUGAAUGAUGUACUCCCUGAAGUUGGCGUACGUUUUUUCGAUUGUGAUAAGGAGCAAGAUAUUAAGGGGAUUGCAUUCUCGGAACUGCUUAAACGUGUACACGAGGAAAAAAACAUUCUGCUUAAAAUAUUGGAUGACGAUUUUCGGAUAGAUUUUAACUCGCCAGCUGUACAAACAAUUAACUUACCACAAUCCAUGCUAGCAGGAUUUUACGUUUAUCCGUCUAAAUUGGAAUUGGUAUUUGCCGAAAAAGAACAAUCUGACUUUCACUGGUUUCGGGGGAAAAUGCCUAAGUCAAAAAAUGCUCAGCUAAUAGAGUGGGAGCAAAUAGGAACUGGCUUUUCUUAUAUGCCCACAUCCGAUGAUGUUGGCCAUCAUCUAAAAUUUUUGUGCGUUCCUAAAAAUUCGCAGAAGUCUGGACCAUCAUCGGAGAUUACAUCUGUUAGCGAGGUCCAGGCUGGCCCUGGUCAAUGUCCAUUUGAUGUUCGGCAUUUGUUCACGCAGUCCAAAUUGGUAAAUGGACACCAGUUUCGGAUAGUGUCGUACAAUAUUUUAGCUGACCUGUAUGCUGAUAGCGAUUAUAGCCGAACGGAACUCUUCGGCUAUUGUCCCAGUUAUGCUUUGCACAUUGAUUAUCGGAAACAACUAUUCAUCAAAGAACUGAUUGGUUAUCAUGCGGAUAUCAUUUGCCUGCAAGAAGUGGACAGUAAGAUUUUCGACUUAGAUUUACUUCCAGUGCUGAGACUUAAAUCCUACGACGGGCACUUCAAGGCGAAAGGCAAAACAGCUGAGGGUUUAGCUACGUUUUUUGAUGUUGAUAGAUUUGAAGUUUUAGAUCAACAAGGGAUCACUAUAGGAGAAAAUUUGGAAACUUUAGAAGCUUUUCAGUGUCUGUGGAGUCAGGUUAAGUCACACGAGAAGUUGGCCAGCAGAAUUAGCGAACGUUCGACAGCUAUUCAAGUUACAUUACUUAGGUCCCGUCAAAAUCCUAUGAAGCAUCUCUUAGUGGCGAACACACACUUUUAUUUCCAUCCCGAUGCAGACCACAUACGUUUGCUGCAAGGAGGGUUUUCAAUGCUUUACGUUCGAAGUUUAUAUGAACAGUUUGAGGAAAAAUUGAAGCUAGAAAGAGAUCAUUUUGCCAUUAUAUUUUGUGGUGACUUCAACAGUACACCCGAGUGCGGAAUGUACCGGUUAAUGACAGAACGUUUCGUUGGUGAUGAAAUGGCUGACUGGCAAAGUAACGAGGAGGAAGCUAUUCGUGGAGUGACGCUUUCACAACCGUUCCAAUUUCAAUCGGCCUGUGGAUGUCCAAAGUAUACAAACUUUACCGUAGGCUUUCAGGCGUGUAUUGAUUACAUCUAUUACCAAUCCGAUGCAUUGCAUGUGAACGAUGUUGUCCCUUUACCAAGCGAAGAAGAACUUCUUGCCUACAGUGCAAUCCCGUCACCUGUGUUCCCAUCUGAUCAUAUCGCCUUGGUAGCUAACCUUGAAUGGACUCACAAAUUGGACGAAGACCAACAAGGCUGAUUCUGAGCAAUCAAUAUUGUAUUUUUUUCUAUGAAUUAAGCAAAGUUAAAUACAGUUUUACAUAAAGUCUAAAUAUUU
This is a messenger RNA of Wyeomyia smithii (pitcher-plant mosquito), 1991 nucleotides long. Its product is annotated as 2',5'-phosphodiesterase 12. Gene Ontology annotation, molecular function: 3'-5'-RNA exonuclease activity. The transcript has 2 exons. NCBI's taxonomy places the organism in Eukaryota, Metazoa, Arthropoda, Insecta, Diptera, Culicidae. Bases 9 to 1913 code for a protein of 634 amino acids. The record is from RefSeq and is a predicted model, not a curated record. Gene Ontology annotation, cellular component: mitochondrion. Gene Ontology annotation, biological process: nuclear-transcribed mRNA catabolic process, deadenylation-dependent decay.